This is a messenger RNA of Mustela lutreola (European mink), 1901 nucleotides long. It is a transcript of the gene ASZ1, whose product is annotated as ankyrin repeat, SAM and basic leucine zipper domain containing 1. The coding region runs from base 31 to 1458 and encodes 475 amino acids. Gene Ontology annotation, biological process: piRNA processing. The transcript is spliced from 13 exons. Lineage: Eukaryota; Metazoa; Chordata; Mammalia; Carnivora; Mustelidae. Gene Ontology annotation, molecular function: protein binding. The record is from RefSeq and is a predicted model, not a curated record. Gene Ontology annotation, cellular component: pi-body.
UGCUGUUUUAUUAGAGAGUGGUUGGCGGGCAUGGCGACGUGUACGCUACGCGGGCUGGCAGUGGCCGGUGGAGGCGAGAGUAGCGAGAGCGAGGAUGACGGCUGGGAGAUUGGUUAUCUCGACCGGGCGGUUCAGAAAUUAAAAGGGCCAUUGCUCCCUGAAGAAAAGAAUGAAACAUUUAAAAAAGCAUUGACCACAGGAGAUAUUUCAUUGGUCCAGGAGCUUCUAGAUUCUGGAAUUAGUGUAGAGUCCAGCUUUCGGUAUGGAUGGACUCCUCUUAUGUAUGCUGCUAGUGUUUCCAAUGUAGAGCUGGUUCGGGUCCUUUUGGACAGAGGUGCUAAUGCAAGUUUUGAUAAAGAUAAGCAGACUAUUUUGAUAACUGCAUGUUCUGCACGUGGCUCAGAGGAACAGAUCUUAAAGUGUGUAGAACUACUGCUUUCAAGAAAUGCUGAUCCAAAUGUUGCUUGUAGGAGACUUAUGACUCCAAUCAUGUAUGCUGCCCGAGAUGGUCACCCUCAGGUUGUUGCUCUCCUUGUUGCUCAUGGAGCAGAAGUUAAUUCCCAAGAUGAGAAUGGUUAUACUGCUUUAACAUGGGCAGCACGUCAGGGUCAUAAAAAUGUAGUUUUGAAGUUGCUUGAACUUGGAGCUAAUAAAAUGCUACAAACCAAAGAUGGAAAGACACCAAGUGAGAUUGCAAAAAGAAAUAAACAUCUGGAGAUCUUCAAUUUUCUUUCUUUAACUUUAAAUCCAUUGGAGGGAAAGCUUCAACAGCUAACUAAAGAAGAGACUAUCUGUAAACUAUUGACAACAGAUUCUGAUAAAGAAAAUGAUCACUUAUUUAGUUCAUAUACAGCAUUUGGAGACCUGGAAAUAUUUUUACAUGGUCUUGGACUUGAACAUAUGACAGAUUUAUUAAAGGAAAGAGAUAUAACCUUAAGACACCUUUUGACUAUGAGGAAAGAUGAAUUUACAAAGAAUGGAAUUACCAGUAGAGAUCAGCAAAAAAUUCUGGCUGCUCUUAAAGAACUAGAGGUAGAAGAGAUAAAAUUUGGAGAAUUACCUGAAGUGGCAAAGUUGGAAAUCAGUGGUGAUGAGUUCCUCAACUUUCUUCUGAAAUUAAACAAACAGUGUGGCCAUUUAAUAACAGCUGUACAGAAUAUCAUAACUGAGUUGCCUGUAAAUUCUCACAAGAUAGUACUAGAAUGGGCUUCUCCCCGGAAUUUUACUUCAGUUUGUGAAGAACUGGUUAGUAAUGUUGAAGAUUUGAGUAAAGAGGUCUGCAAACUAAAAGAUUUAAUUCAGAAGUUGCAAAAUGAGCGAGAAAAUGAUCCAACUCACAUUCCAUUAAUGGAAGAAGUAUCAACAUGGAAUAGCAAAAUCUUGAAGAGGACGGCUAUUGCAGUAUGCGGAGUUGGGUUGCUUCUUUUUGUUUGCAAGCUAACCUUGCAGAGAAAAUAACCAUAACAUUUGUUUUGAAUAAUGUAUGUAUAAUUCAAAUUACCUACGAAUGUUGCUUUUAACUAUUUCUGGCACAGUAGAACUACAUUAUUUGUUGGUACUCCAUAGGAGAAAUUAUGAUUGCAUAGAGCAAAAAGUUUCUUUAGAAGAUGGUUUGUCAGUUUGAGUUAAAAACAUAAUUUGCUAUACUGUUAUGUUAAUUUUGAUCAAGUAGUAAAUUACAAGUGAUUCUCAAGUUUGAUUCUAUGAUUCUAAAUCACAUUCAAAACAAAAGUUUUAUCUAAUAUUCUUUGACAUUUAAAAGCAGUGUGGGGGCGCGUGGGUGGCUCAGUGGGUUAAAGCCUCUGCCUUCGGCUCAGGUCAUGAUCUCGGGGUCCUGGGAUCCAGCCCCGCAUUGGGCUGUCUGCUCGGCAGGGAGUCUGCUUCCUCUUCUCUCUCUGCUU